GUUUUGCUGUAAACUAAAGAGAGGAUCAUCAUGAACUCUACACAGUUUUCUUCUUUCACACUUGCUGCCUACUUUGACAACGGGCUGUUCAAAUACUUAUAUUUCAUGAUUGUCAUGUCUUUAUAUAUGUUAAUAGUUUGUGCCAAUGUUUUGCUCAUUGUGAUUAUCUGUAUGAACAGAAGCUUACAUGAACCUAUGUACCUUUUUCUGUGCAGCCUGUUUGUAAAUGAACUGUUUGGUAGUACAGGUUUGUUCCCAUUCCUUCUGGUUCAGAUCCUCUCUGACAUUCACACUGUUUCUGCUUCUUUUUGCUUCCUGCAGAUUUUCUGUGUGUAUACAUAUGCAAGUAUACAGUUUAGUAAUCUAGCCACCAUGUCUUAUGACAGAUACCUUGCUAUCUGUUGUCCUUUACAAUAUAAUACACAUGUGACAUAUAACAAAACUGCCUUUCUCAUUGCUGUAACAUGGUUAUACCCGUUUCUUGCUAUUUUUAUUUUGAUAUCUUUGAGUUCCUCUUUACAGCUGUGUGGAAACAUCAUUAACAAAGUUUACUGUGACAACUACUCUAUUGUUAAACUGGCAUGCUCCGACACCAGAGUCAAUAACAUCUAUGGAAUCGUUUACACGUUUACAACAAUUGUUCUUGUACUUUUAAUCAUUUGCUCUUAUGUAAGGAUUCUUAAAGUUUGUUUUUCUGGUUCUAAACAGACCAGACAGAAAGCCGUCAGUACCUGCACACCUCACCUUGCUUCCCUGCUCAACUUCUCUUGUGGUUGUUUCUUUGAAAUAGUGCAAAACAGAUUUGAUAUGAGCAGUGUACCUAAUAUGUUGCGCAUUUUUGUAUCAUUGUACUUCCUCACAUGCCCACCGCUCUUCAAUCCUGUACUAUAUGGACUGAAUAUAACCAAAAUCCGCAUCACAUGUAAAAGUGUUGUCUUUGGUCGAAUGUAA
Messenger RNA from Thunnus maccoyii (southern bluefin tuna), 951 nucleotides. Its product is annotated as olfactory receptor 52D1-like. The transcript has a single exon. Gene Ontology annotation, biological process: G protein-coupled receptor signaling pathway. Bases 31 to 951 code for a protein of 306 amino acids. The record is from RefSeq and is a predicted model, not a curated record. Gene Ontology annotation, cellular component: membrane. Gene Ontology annotation, molecular function: G protein-coupled receptor activity; olfactory receptor activity. Lineage: Eukaryota; Metazoa; Chordata; Actinopteri; Scombriformes; Scombridae.